AUGAGUCUUCAAAUCAGGAGCCGAGGAGGGGAAGCCGCAGAUAUGCAUAAAGUGCUCCUUGGUGCUCAAGUUGUUGCUGGCUGCGCGGCGGCCCUCGCAAUCUACGUCGCCAUCAACGCGGUCAUAAUACUCUACACCAACUUGUCCUCGCCGCUCCACGCCAUUCUUCCCGCCCCUCCAAUCCACAGCAUAAUCCUCGGAAACUCGAAGCAGAUAGAGGAUAUGGCCCUGAUGGCCAAGUGGUGUAAAGACUUCGGGAACAAUUUCCUCAUGCACGGUCUAUUUGGGGUAUGUUCAGCCUUGACGUUCCCUGAUAACUGGACGCUUAUAGGGGGCCGGGAGAUUUCGCGACUGCAUACUGCGGACCUCAAAGCACUGAACCAUAUCAUGGCCAAGACGGAGAUAUAUCAUCGCCCGGUAGCGUUCCAGCAGAUCAUACGCGGUGUGAUGGGGGAAGGUUUACUCUUUGCGGAAUCCGAACAGCAUAAGCGACAAAGACGUGUUAUUAAUCCUGCAUUUGGCAUCCCGCAAAUUCGGGACAUGACGGAAAUGAUCGUGGGGAAAGCCAUCCAGGCGAGCAUGGUUUAUGACCUUCAGUUUCUUCCGCACUUAUUUCUCCAGCUACGUGACAUCUGGAUCGAUCAAGUCGGCUCUCAGGCCGGCGACGGCGACAAACUUGCAAGGAGUAAAGGGACAACGAUUGAUGUGUUCUCAGGCAUCCGCGAGAUGGCACUCGACGUUAUCGGUAUUACAGGUUUUGGACACGAGUUUAACGCCUUACAGCCGCCGGGAGUUCGACAGGCGGCGCACAAGCACGAUGACCUACAUCAUACGAUCACUGAAUUGUUCCAUUCGCCGUCUGCGGGACUUUACAGGAAGCUUAAGUUGGUGCAAAUACAAAUGCCUCUGUUGAGGUUUCUACCACUGCCAGGAGGCUAUAUCACCAACUUGGCCCGCACUCGGCUGGCGAAAACUGGGGCAAAGAUUGUCCAGAAUCACAAGGCUUCCCUCCUGGAAACGGAAGCGGAUCCAGCAGCCAGCCAGGGGAAACGUGACUUACUUUCGCUUCUUAUGAAGGCCAACAUAUCCGCCGAGUUACCCGACAGCCAGCGAUUGAGCGGUUCAGAGGUUAUAUCUCAAAUCGCGACCUUGUUCAUCGCGGGAAAUGGAAGCAUCAGCAGUGCGACAACUUGGGCGUUGCAUGCCCUGUCCCUGAACAAACAAAUGCAGAGUACGCUGCGAGAAGAGCUGCUUACUAUCAGCACGGACAACCCUACGUUCGACGAAGUGAACGGAUUGCCCUUCCUCGAGAAAGUUGUCCGCGAGACACUGCGGCUGUAUGCACCGGUUCCAUCGACGGCCCGCCAGGCAAUUAUGGACGACGUGCUGCCGCUCGCUCAACCCGUGGUCGAUCGUGAGGGAAGAACACACUGGAGCUUACCAAUACGCAAGGGUCAGAUGGUGCAUAUUCCCAUUGGGGGUGUCAACACAUCCACCGAGACGUGGGGCGAGGACGCGCUAGAGUUCAAGCCCGACCGCUGGGACAAUAUCCCCGCGGCGGCGCGCGAGGUCCCUAGUAUCUGGGGAAAUAUCUUCACUUUCCUUGCGAAAACGCACAACUGCGUCGGGUUUCGUCUGGCCCUCCUCGAGCUGAAGAUUAUCCUGUUCACCUUGAUUCGCGCCUUCGAAAUCGGCCCUGUGGUCCCCGAGAGUGCAAUCGGGCGACGUUUUGGGGGGAUUACGCAGCGUCCGGUGGUUGUCGCGGGGCAGCAUAGGGGGAGCGGCUUGCCGCUGGUAUUGACGCCGGUACAGAAUGUAGCUUGA
Molecule: messenger RNA, 1824 nt
Organism: Mycena indigotica
Lineage: Eukaryota; Fungi; Basidiomycota; Agaricomycetes; Agaricales; Mycenaceae
Exons: 13
Coding region: 1-1824 (607 amino acids)
Molecular function (GO): oxidoreductase activity, acting on paired donors, with incorporation or reduction of molecular oxygen; heme binding; monooxygenase activity
Source: RefSeq, a predicted model, not a curated record